AUGUGUCAUUUCGCUCGAAAGGGAAUUUAUAACCCAAUGGAUACAGCCGUGAAAGCUCUACGGGUCGAACAACUGGAUGCACAUGUAUUGGAUCGCGAAAUCAGAGACAUUGUCCAUUCUAGCCUGGAGGAAUGGAUCUCAACGUUGCCAACUGCCUUCCAACGCUACAUGGAUCGAGCCAAACCGGAAUUGCGAUUGGGAUGUGAGGCAGCGCUCUGGACUACGCGAAUAUAUGCAGGUUCGAGUCCAGGCCAAGGCAUCCUUGAUGUCUUCUACCGCGGCUAUACCACCAGAAAGGUUGCUGUUCACUUUGUCAUCAGCGUGCUUGUGCCGUAUCUACUGAAACGUCUGGUAGACUGGCGGCAGGACACUCAUCGUUUGGUCGAAAGAUUGGAGGGAGCGACUACGCUUGCCAACAUUGCACACUACCUGUACUUCUUGAGGAAGGGCGGCUUUAGCACGCUCGUCGAGAGAGUGCUUCGGUUACGCAAUUAUAAUCGAGAUGCUCCGUCAAUGGGAAAUGUGAAUCUUGACAAUCAGAACCGCGAACUGCUGUGGCACACUUUCCGUGAUUUAAUUGUUCUCCUCUGGCCAAUUUAUCGGCUUGCGGAAAAUCGUUGGUUGAAAUGGAGCCAGAAGACGGCAACAAGUGAAUCGGUUGACGUUUGCCCGAUAUGUGGCGAGGUGUUUGUAGCCCCGGUUGAGGUGGAGCUAUGCGGGCAUGCCUUCUGUUACUGGUGCAUAGCAGCCGGCCCUAGCCGAAAUUCGUGCCCAAUCUGCGCCUCAACACCAUGCACUCUACGUCCCGCACGCGGAAACCGCAUAUUCCCACGCGAA
This is a messenger RNA of Mesorhabditis spiculigera, 837 nucleotides long. Lineage: Eukaryota; Metazoa; Nematoda; Chromadorea; Rhabditida; Rhabditidae. The record is from the annotation of a GenBank genome assembly.